Molecule: messenger RNA, 2579 nt
Organism: Daucus carota subsp. sativus
Lineage: Eukaryota; Viridiplantae; Streptophyta; Magnoliopsida; Apiales; Apiaceae
Exons: 10
Coding region: 233-2263 (676 amino acids)
Source: RefSeq, a predicted model, not a curated record
GAAAUUUAGUUGGUGCUUCAAAAAUUACGUCCCUCCCCCUUUUUCAAGUAAACUGGUUCUCAUAUAUAUACACAAGCAUCGAUAUAUACAUACAACCUAUACAUACACAUAUAUACACAUUCCUUAUCACUGUACUGUAGCCGCCUUUCCGGCAAUCUCAAAUCUCUCCGAUCGCCGUCGAUCUCUCAACUCUCAUACACUAGAUUACCCGAAAGUGGUCAUUUUUGCCUAAAUGCCAAUUCCAAGAUUGAGUACCAGCAUUACUUCAGAUGUAACGAAGUCAGUGGAGGGGAAUGAUUCUCUAGACACUUUUAUUAGACAGGCAGUUGGAAAGGAGCCUUAUCUUUCUUUCUCAAGGACAAAUGAUAGUCCAGUGCAGUGGAUCCAAUUACUGCACGCUCUAGACCAACAAGAUCUUCCUGGUUGGCCGCUGCUAACACCUUUGAAGGUUCAAAUGCAGAAGUGUGACAAGUGUUCGCGGGAGUUCUGCUCUCCGAUUAACCACCGGAGACAUAUACGGAUGCACCGGCGGUCUUUAAACGUUAACAAGGAAUCUCAUAAAAGUAGGGAUUUGUUGGCAGCAUUUUGGGAUAAGUUAUCUUUUGACGAGGCUAAAGAAAUUGUAUCAUUUGAUGAUGUGGUUCUGGAGGAAGUUUCUGGUUCUUCAAUAAUAAAGGCAUUGGCAUCAUUCAUCUACAAGCCAGGAUUUUUUGCUCUUUCACAAGUCUAUCAAAAGGCUGGCUCUUCGCUCUUGGAUGUAAUUCAAGCUAGACCUUCCAGGCUUCCAAUAUCGUCCCAGGAGCUAUUUAGCAUACUUGAUGAUGCUAGUGAGAGAACAUUCUUAUGCGCUGGCACAGCAGAAUCAAUGCAGAAGUACGUAUUUGACAGGGAGGCUGGAAAAGUUGCCCUUGAGAUGAAAAACUUGGUUGCUUGCACCAGCUUCCUUAUUGAACAAAAACUGGUUAAAGCAUGGCUUGCUGACAAAGAUGCUGAAGCUUUAAGAUGCCAGAAAUUGCUUGUGGAGGAAGAAGAAGCUUCCAUGAGAAGGCAAGCUGACUUGUUGGAAAGGAAGAGACAGAAGAAGCUUCGACAGAAGGAACAGAAAGCAAAGGAACAAUUCCGUGAGGAAGAACCUCUGAAGAAUAUGGUUGAUAAUGUAUCAGAGAGCUUGACAUCUGCAGAACCUUCUAGUCCUACAACCCUUGUAGAUUCACAUCUUUCAGGUGAAGGAACCUCUGAUGAUGUUCCAACAGUCCUUGUGUCUGUAUCUAAUAAUGAACCUGCAGAAACUGAAGCCCAAGGUGUACUCAGCAGUGAACCUGUUGAUUUAUGUCUUGCCCAAAAUGAUGAACACAGGAAGAGUCGAGGAAAUGGCCGUCAGCAUUUAGGGUCAACCAGAUGGCAGGUGCCAAAAACACAAAGAAUUGGAUGCAAUGGCUGUUAUCACGGCCCAAGUUCAAAUGUGGUGAAAACUGAACCUACACCAAAGCACAUUUUCCACAGGGAUGCAAGGGCUGCCCCAGUCAAUCGCAAUAAAGUGUGGACUAAAAAAGCCAAAGCAGAUAAUGGGGGGAAAUGUGCAGCAAGCAGAGGGGUAGUGGAUGUGAAUCAAAUUGAGCAAACUGGCUGUGCAGUUAUGAUUGGAUCUAUAUCCGUGACGGUGAGAAAUUCUGAGGCAGAACAGGCUAGUAGUCAGUCUGAAGCUCAAGAUUCCUGCGAUAUCAAGCAUGUUAAGAAAGUUGUUGCUCAAGACAAGCUGAUGAAAGAAGAUGUUCCGAGUAGCACAACUCGGUCUACUGUGAAGUGUUGGAUGCCUGUGAGCAGGCAUGAGAAUAUAGGUCGAGGUCAAUCUGCUCAAAGUGACAAUCAAGAAUCUGACAACAAUCCAAUUUCGAGAAUUGGUGGUGAUAGUAUGAUGCCAGGUAAUAGUGGUUUUUGUUCUUGCGAAAUGGAAAGCAGUUAUGGUAAAAGCAGCGAAAUCAUGGAGACAAAAGACUCGCACUUCUCCACUCACCCUGCAAGAGCGUUUCUCGCUGAAAGAUGGAAAGAGGCCGUCUCAGGGGAGCAUGUGACCUUGGUCCUAUCUCCAGAAUCUGACUGUCAGCUAGCAUCAAUGAUCAAGGAAUGCGACGUUAGUGGCGUAGCAGGUAACAGGCCGGCCAGAAUUUCUCCAAGCAACAGGCGCCAGAAAGCCAAAUCCAGAACAAAGUCUGAAAAGAAUGUCCAAAUAAAAUACAUUCCCAAACAGAAAAAUGUUACGUAGGUAAUAAAAGGAGAAGAAUUAGACUGUUAUACAAAUUGUGCAGUUAAAGUGUGCCGCAAUUACAUCAUUCCUAGCUUCAGGGGUUCCAGCUUUAUUCGUGGCACUCCAGUCGGAGGAAAAUAUUUACAGUUUUUUUUUAUAUUUAUAUCGUUGAAAUUUUGGGUAGAUGGGGAUAUUGUCUCACUGUCUAGAUGAACUCUUGCAAUAAACUGGGUCUCUAGUGCAGUUGCAUAGGUUUUUUUGCAGUGUAUUCUAUUUGUUUCAGACCUAUUGAUAUUCUCUUUCAGUACAGCAGCAAAACCCCAGUUCAGUAGCA